UCUAAAUCUAAUAAGGAAAGAAGAAAUGGCCCCUGUGGGAUUGCCUCCUGGUUUUAGAUUUCAUCCCACUGAUGAAGAGCUUGUCAAUUAUUAUCUCAAGAGAAAAGUUCAUGGUCUAGAGAUUGAACUUGACAUUAUUCCUGAAAUUGAUCUUUACAAAUGUGAGCCUUGGCAAUUAGCAGAAAAAUCAUUUUUGCCCAGUAAGGAUCCAGAAUGGUUUUUUUUUGGGCCAAGGGAUAGAAAAUACCCAAAUGGAUUCAGAACAAAUAGAGCGACAAGAGCUGGAUACUGGAAAUCGACAGGGAAAGAUCGUAGAGUAACAUCCCAAAAUCGAGCAAUUGGGAUGAAGAAGACAUUGGUUUACUACCGGGGAAGAGCGCCUCAGGGCUUGAGGACUGAUUGGGUUAUGCAUGAAUACCGAAUCGAUGAUAAAGAGUGUGAAGGAACCUCCGGCAUUCAGGACUCAUACGCAUUGUGUCGUGUGUUCAAGAAGAAUGGAGUUUGUCCAGAAAUAGAAGAGCAGCUAGGGCAAUCUAGUGCACAAUUUCUGGCACCUCAAGAUCAAGGGAUGAUGAUCCACGAUUACGAAAUGCCAUCACCAGAAGUGCCAUUAACUUCUUCUUCAUCAUGCAUGGAAUUAGAAGAAGAUAAAGAUGAUUCAUGGAUGCAGUUCAUAACUGAGGAUGCAUGGUGUUCAGGCUCCUCUUCCUUUCAUACCGAAGAGAUUGCAUUCACGAACUAAACUACUGGAUAUUAUUAAUAUCUGAUUGAUAGCAAUUUUUUCAUAUGUUUCACACAUAAUAAGUCAUAUUAUUCGAAUCAAGUUUGUUACUAGUACCUUUUUUUCUAAUUAAGGAGAAUGAUUUUCAUUAAUUGUACUUAAGGUUUUGCAGUUAUUGUUUUGUGUGGUUGGUUAUCUACAUCUGCUUAAGCCAAUUUAUGUUGUGGCUUUGCAGAUUCAGAUUUUGACCUCUUUCUUGAGGCUAUUAUGGUGCUACUUGUGAAAUAAAGGUCAAUGGUUUUU
Molecule: messenger RNA, 1024 nt
Organism: Lycium barbarum (goji berry)
Lineage: Eukaryota; Viridiplantae; Streptophyta; Magnoliopsida; Solanales; Solanaceae
Product: NAC domain-containing protein 54-like
Exons: 3
Coding region: 26-742 (238 amino acids)
Biological process (GO): regulation of DNA-templated transcription
Molecular function (GO): DNA binding
Source: RefSeq, a predicted model, not a curated record